AUGUCUACAGGAAAUCAAAUGCCUACUUUCAACACUUCUUUCACAAUUACCCAACCCUUCUUGGGUGCACCCCUUCAAUUCCAACCUGCUCUUGGAUCAAAAGAGCUUGAGGAAUUGAUUGAUGCUUACGUUGUUGGAGAUGCUUGUAAACAAGACAAACUUUCCACCGUGACAAUCGAUUUCUAUAACCAUGCAACCGUCGAUAUCAACACUGGUUCCCUGGUGCGUCGAUACGAUGUUAUGCCAUGGACUUUUGGGCAAAGUCCUUCUCAAUCACAAUCUUCAGGAUUGAGUCCACCAAUUUUCACUCCUAGCCCUGCCUCCUCAGCUACCUUCGCCGUCUCUUCUUAUAGCUCAAUGAGCACCCCACCCAAUCGCACUAGGGGGUCACGAGUCACAAAGAAGACGAAGAGGGACACCACCAAGAAGUCUGCAGAAGUCAGACUACCUGGCUUCUCUAUCAUGACUAAGGAUGGUAUCGAUGUUACAAAUUCCGCUGGCCGUGGAACUAAAACGAAAGAACAGAGAGAGCAUGCACAUCUGAUGAGAAUCAUUAAAGCUUGUGAUGAGUGCAAGCGAAAGAAGAUCAGAUGUGAUCCAUCUCAUAGACGUGCUUCUCAUACAAACACUCCUAGAGCAUCUACGUCAAGCAGGCCUUCUCCUCCCUCACAAUCAAAUCCAAGUCCUGCUGCAUCAACACCUUCAUUAUCUAGAGACACCACACAAAGUUCUGAACAAAGCAGUCCUCCUAUUGAUUCAUUCUCAAUUGAAGAUUUUGUUCUUUUUCCAGAGGACGAACUCAACCAAUGGAACCCGGAGAUGGCUAUCCCAGGUUUUGAUACUCAAUACAACGACUUCAGCAUGACUAAUCACGAAAACUUCCCUGAUUUCGAUACCAGUUUCUCAACGAUGAAUGAUAAUAUAUCAUUCGACUUUCCAAUCUACGACCAAUCCUCAUCUUUUAGCCCUCAGCUAUUGAAUAACACUAGUCACGUACUAAGUUAUCACAACACGCAACCAUUGGGUUGCGCAGAUGUCAACUCGCAACACAUAUCUCAAACUCAACCACAACCCGAUGUAGAUUUCUUGGAAUCAUUUAGCAAUAUACCGAACUUCUCGCCAACCCAUACUCAACAAGCUCAUCCACAAGGCUUAACAAAUGAAGAUCCAGGCAAGAUUGAUAGUUAUGUACAUGUUUCAGCUGCGAGAUCUCAAGCAUACAACAUCUCAUCGGUAUUAUCGACCGCAAACACCCAGACCAGUGGCGCAAAUAUCCUAAAUGACUUCUCUCCGACAUUCGGCCUCUCCCCAACUGAUAGUUCUUACCAAUCACACGGCUCAGAAAGCGGCUUCGUAAGCACCGGCCCAGAGAAUGCACAUGAUUUUACUACUAGUUCGGGUGUCGACUCGGGCAUUGAACAAUCACCACGAUCCGAAUCAAGUGCUAGCGGCCAUGAGACGGCAUUCAGUACCAAGAAGGGACGCAGUCAUAGCCAACGCAACAGACACCAAGUAUCGUUAGAAAGUGAACGCAAGCGCAUUGAUGAUCACGGCCGCCAGGUUAUGGAGGUUCUCCUAUCCAACAAUGGCAAGUCACAUGUUCCCGGUGCUGGCACUGAACAACCACUUUCAGGCCCGAGCAUUUCACAUGGCGGCGACGGCUUCGCGAUAGACACAAAUACUUUCAAGAGCUUCGCUUCUGGUAGUAUGCCCGCUCAUGAAGAAACCCCAUGGAGCUUUGAAUCAACGCUCUCUUCAUUGGCUAGAUCUCGACCGGAAGUACCACAAAUGGCGAUGGAAAGCGACCGCGCCGAAGGCGUAUCUGUUGUGAAACCACACGAAAACUGUGACGGCUUUGCAAGAUCGAAUAACUCGACGAUUAUUGAUGCCUCUUCAAGUCGUGCUGUACGACUUGCUGGCGAUCAUGUCUCGUCUCGCCUUGUAAACUUUGCUGGAGCCAGCUCGGAUAGAAAGAUACUAAGUGUCGGCACUGACCGUGUAUCUACCCACCUACCGGCAAGAUUGACAAUGUCAAGUCUAAGAGCCAAGGUCGCAGUGGAAAGCACGCCAACGGUAUCAUCCAAUCUAGUUGUACCGGGCCAAGUCAGCGUUGUUUCUUCUCCUGGCUUCGUACUUGUGAAGAAGUCUGCAAGGACAUCAUCUGGUUCUUCCAGCAAGGUCAACAAUGGCUCCUUGGAUUACAACGGCGUUGAGACAAUUGUUCAAAAGGCCCAGGGUGCUUCGCUUGUACAGCUAUCAAGCCCAAGCUUGAGCCUGCACACUUCAGGACACACCUCUACUCUGUUGAAGAGUGGCAUAGAAGUAGUAAAUACACCGGCAGCAACUGUCCUCGGCACGGUCUUAACUCUCGUAGCCCUAUCAGCGCUUGGUCUUGCCACUUCCGUGGCGGCAUCCAAGCAUGCUGAGGCAGCCGCGGUGGUAUUGGCUAUUUGUCUACUUGCAUCUGUAUGUGGUGAUACUCGAUCCGUCAUUCCUGAGUCUGGAAAGGGGUUCAUGAACAUCUCGCUUGGUGCAUUAAUGUGGAACUUUUGGUCGGAUAUGAUACUCAAGAUAGAUUGCGAACGUCAACGUGUACCGAAAGGAAAGAACAAUGGAUUGUUGGGUGCGGCUGGAGAGAUGGCGAAGAAGUUUUCCUCGAGAAUCUUGAUCUAG
Messenger RNA from Botrytis porri, 2673 nucleotides. RefSeq lists its product as uncharacterized. Gene Ontology annotation, molecular function: zinc ion binding; DNA-binding transcription factor activity, RNA polymerase II-specific. Bases 1 to 2673 code for a protein of 890 amino acids. Gene Ontology annotation, biological process: regulation of DNA-templated transcription. The transcript has 3 exons. The record is from RefSeq and is a predicted model, not a curated record. Lineage: Eukaryota; Fungi; Ascomycota; Leotiomycetes; Helotiales; Sclerotiniaceae.